Messenger RNA from Frieseomelitta varia, 2980 nucleotides. RefSeq names its product mediator of RNA polymerase II transcription subunit 15-like. NCBI's taxonomy places the organism in Eukaryota, Metazoa, Arthropoda, Insecta, Hymenoptera, Apidae. The transcript has 6 exons. The record is from RefSeq and is a predicted model, not a curated record. The coding region runs from base 102 to 1706 and encodes 534 amino acids.
GCCUUUUACGUAGCCGCCUAUAAAGUUGUUCCGGUGACCGCGCGGCCGCCUCAGAAUACACUCCACCCUUGAACGCAUCGAACCCAGCUUGCUUUCUCGCCAUGAAUUUGCUCGUUCUGUCGUUAAUAACAAUCCCAGCGUGCUUGGCACAAUUCUCGAUACAGGGGCCCAGUGACGGGAACCGAGUUGCCCAGGGCUUGCGAAUAGAGGAAGGGAAAGGAAUCGAGUACACAGAUCAAAAUGAACCGGACGACAGUGGCUUCAGUAUCACGGGUGCAACGGAUGGUAGCGCGCAGAUACAAGGUGCCAGCGACGGCCAUUCUAAUUUCCAAAUUCAUGGUGCCACUCGCGGACCAGCGGAAAGAUACCUGCAGAGACCUAGUGCAGGAUCGUAUAAUAUCCAAGGAUCAACGGACGGACACAGUCAGUCGAUUGUUCAAGGUUCCUACGAUAGUAACUUAGGCCCUGCGAAAUCUCUUCAAUAUAACGAUCCCAGUGGACUGAGGGUGAACUGGAGGUCGUACGAUCGUCGACCACAGCCGACGGCGCAGCAGCAGGAAGUGCGAUACACGGAAACCUCGGUCGUAAACGUUCCAAGAGCAUCGUCUCGACAAAAGUCAAGGCGACCACCACCGCCACCCGAGCCGGUUCAACAAUCCAAGCCUUUGGAAAAUGCACCCUCGCACAUCCAGCACCUUCUUCAACUGCAAGCGCAGCUGCCAUACGUGAACAUCGUUCCUGAACCGUACAGGUAUGAAAAUUUGAUAGCGUCGCAGGGAAAUCAACAACCUCGGUAUGAACCUGAGUACGAGCCUCAGUACGAGCCGGAGCCGCGAGAAGAACCAGCGCCGGAACUACGGCGACCAAAUUAUCGAGGGAAAUCUCGUGGUUCGCCAAGGCACAGACGACAAACGUCACAGUAUAGACAGGGCGCCGCUCCUGUACAGCGACAGCAACCCCGUAGAAUUUCGCAACCAUCGGCCGAUCCUCCAAUUAACUACAACCCAAAUUUGCCGCCUCAUCUUCAACAAUUGUUAAAGUACCAGGCUCAAACUCCGUACAUCAACUCGAUCCCCGAACAGUACAGGUUUAAUCCGGAGCCAGCCGUCCAAAUGCAGAUGGAACAGGUUCGUAGACACUACGAAGAUCUCCUUAGACAGCAACCAGCAUCUCCCACCGUACACACGGUACUGCCAGCGGUUGCACCAGCUCCGAAGCAAAUACGAGGCCCACCGCAAGAUGGACCAUCGCGUCCCAGACAAAGAAGACAAGCUGCUCAUCAACCUCAACGACAGCUACGACCGCAAUCGUUGCCAGCGGAACCGGUGCCACGGUACUCGACCAAUAUUCCUAAUUCCAUACGAAGUAUAUUGCAGUUCCAGGCACAAAUCCCCUACAACAUCAUCGCCAAUCAAGUCGAGUAUAAGUUCGACAAGACGUACGUGCCCCAGCCAGCGCAGCCAGCUGCCCCGCCGCAAGUUCAGUACCAAGGUCAGAAUCAAUAUCAGGGACAGAGACAGUACAGAGAGCAGAAUCAGUACCAAAAUCAAUAUCAGAGCCAAAUUCAAUCAGUCGAUGAGUACCAAGGUCAACCGAGCGGAUACAGCCAGACGUACGCGCCGCAGUCACAGUAUUUGCAAUAUCCGCAGUAUCAAGCUCAAUAUGGGGAGCAAGGGGUUCGUCCAGUCACCGAAAAUCAAUAUUGAGGAUUAUCGAAUCUUUGUCAUUCGUUUCUCGAAUUCUUCGUAUUUAUUUAUUUAUUUUUUUUUAUUUGGUCAUUGUCUCGGUUUUCUUCGUUUUCGAUUAGUCGGAUCGAUCACGGCGUUCCCACGUUUCGCACUUUGGGGAAAUUCUAGAUUUCUGUUGCAGUUGGAAAGAUAGAGUUGUGUCUGCUUGUUUCGUUGAAGUUCAACAUAUAAAUAUUUUAGAACAAUUAAAAGGGGAUGAAUGUCGUUGACGAAAAAUUAAAAAAUUGAAUAUAAAUGAGUAGAUAUUGUUACGAAGCGAGAAAUACGCUUUCAUUGUACUUUAUUGCAAUGUAAUAUCUCGUAGACAUUAAUUAUUUAUCAAAUUAUUUACGAAAUAAUCGCAGUCAAUGUGUUAGAUAUUUAUUAAAUUUCUGAUGAACGAAUGAAAAUCACUGCUUUGUUCAUUGAUGUUGUAACAAUAAUUCUAAAGUAGUAUCUAGUUGUUCUAGAAAAUGAAAAAAGAAGAAAACCGAAUUUUCCAAUCAUUAAUUUUCCCACACUGUAAGGAAAAGUAUACCGCGACAAUAUUUUUGUGAAAUUUGUUUCCACGUGAUAUGGAAUUACGGAGAAAUCAGGGCUCUCGCUGCGAUUGUUUCGUAAUACGAGGAAACAUUUGAAAAUCACGAAGCAUGUCAAAUGAAUUAUUUCGUUGGGAGAAGUUACGUUUAACAACGUAGUUUCAAAAAAGAAUUGCAGUAUACCAACACCUUCAUUCAAAUUUUGUAUUUGAAACUAGAAGCGACGAACAUUUUAACGAAGGAAGAGCUCUGCGCUCGCUUCGACAAUUUACAAUACUCAAAGCAAUAUUUAUUUCACGACACUGUUUCCCAUUUUGUAUUUUAAUAAAUAUUUUAUACUUGUAUUUACUUUUCAUCUAUACGUCAAUUAGACGAAUUUCAACUUCACCUAUAGAAAUCGAAUGCAUGUGUAUAUCCCAAGACGUUCGACGUUUCUCUUUCGUUCAAACGUGUCGACGAUAAUCCAUCAAAAUCUAGGAGAAGUAAUUAUAGUAAUUAUAGUAACGGAAGUCAUUUCGAUUUCCCCGUGAGUUUCUACAUACGGUAAUGUACGACUCCCGGUGAAAGAAGAAAGAACGAAAGCAGGCCGUCAUACUGUCGAUAUCUAUAAGGAUUUAUUGUCUCGUUUCUUCGAUAAGCAAUAAUCGAGCAUUAUUCAAUAAGCUCGUCUGUUUUUAUAUUACAAUGUUUUCUAAUAAAAAAAACAUUUCUCAA